Acanthoscelides obtectus is the source of this 466-nucleotide messenger RNA. The record is from the annotation of a GenBank genome assembly. Lineage: Eukaryota; Metazoa; Arthropoda; Insecta; Coleoptera; Chrysomelidae.
GUGUAAAAAAGUUACGAAGUUCAAGAAAACAGAAAAUAUUGCUGGUGGCGCCCUCCAUAAGGAUUUCAUGAUCCAAGGUGCUACUCCAGGCUCCAUUGUUGUGACGAAUGAAAGCGGUUGGAUGACUGCUGAUAAUUUCGUAAAUUGUCUAGAUCACUUCAUAAAACACACAAAAUCUUCGAAAGAAAACAAAUGCAUAUUGGUCCUGGAACAAUCACGAGAGCCAUAUUUCACCCAAGCCUUAGAAAAUGGUAGCACUACUAUCCAAAACAUCACAUCUGGUUUAUUGAAAAGUCCCGAGGAAGUACGUCCUUACCCCAAGGCACUGCCACGAUUGAACAAAGGAGGCAGAAAGCCUGGCCGGACCAGAAUCUUAACCGACACCCCGGAAAAAGAAGCAAUUGAGGCCGAAUAUAAUAUGAGGGAAGAAAAGAAACGGAUAAAAAAACAAAACUCAACAGGUUAA